Molecule: messenger RNA, 1731 nt
Organism: Coffea eugenioides
Lineage: Eukaryota; Viridiplantae; Streptophyta; Magnoliopsida; Gentianales; Rubiaceae
Product: probable amino acid permease 7
Exons: 7
Coding region: 131-1660 (509 amino acids)
Cellular component (GO): plasma membrane
Source: RefSeq, a predicted model, not a curated record
UGCUAUGGUCAGGGUCAUAGAUUUUAGCUCUGAGUUUGAAUGAAAGAUGCCAGAAACAGAUACAGAAAAGGAUUCAAAAUGAAAACAAACAAAAGGGUUUUUGUUAGUUAAGUCAACAAGUACUUACAAAAUGCGGUAUCUGGAGAUCCCUGGAUUGAAAUCUGAGGGAGACUUGCCGCCGGAAGAAAGAGACUUGAAAGAUGACAUUCCCCUGAAGAAAUCAGGAGCCAUUGGUAGUAAUACUGAUGAUGCAGACGACUAUGGAGACACUGCAUUCCUCUUGACCAACUCAAAGCCUUUCGAGGUUGAACACUCUACAGAGCCUGGUCAGGAGCUCUUCAAAAGAACAGGGACAAUAUGGACUGCAACAGCACAUAUAAUAACAGGAGUAAUAGGGGCAGGUGUACUGUCACUUGCAUGGAGCACCGCCCAGCUUGGGUGGAUUGCAGGUCCAUUGUCCAUGAUAUUCUUUGCCCUCAUCACCCUCAUUUCCACUCUCCUGCUUUGUGAGUGCUACAUGACCCCUGAUCCCGAAUGCGGUCCAAUCAGACACGGUUCCCUCACAGGAGCCGUCAAAUUCUUCUUGGGAGAGAAGAGGCACAGGAUAUGUGCAAUUUUUGUUCUGGAGAGCUUAUAUGGCACUGCUGUUGCAUAUACCAUCACAGUAGUUGAAAGUGCUAGUGCAAUAAAGAAAUCAAACUGUUAUCACAUAGAAGGGCACAAUAGUAGUUGCGGGCAUGUCAAUGCUAAUAUGCUUAUGCUAAUCUUUGGGGCGGUUCAGAUUUUAGUGUCUCAGAUACCAGAUUUCCAUAACAUGGCGUGGUUGUCUAUUGUUGCUGCUGUUAUGUCCUUCACCUAUGCUUUCAUUGGAUUUGCACUUGGCCUUGCAAAAACCAUUGGAAAUGGGAUGGUCAUGGGCAGCAUUUCUGGAGUUCCAGCAGGUAGUGGAGCAGAAAAGUUGUGGUUAGUCUUUCAAGGAAUUGCGGACAUAGCUUUUGCAUAUCCCUAUUCAGUUAUUCUUCUGGAGAUACAGGACACAUUGAAGUCACCUCCAUCUGAAACCCAGAGCAUGAAAAAGGCCUCUAGCAUUUCAAUCGCGACCACCACUAUCUUUUACCUAUGUUGCGGAUGCUUUGGAUAUGCAGCCUUUGGAGACAAAACCCCUGGAAACCUCUUGACAGGAUUUGGCUUCUACGAGCCAUAUUGGCUUGUCGAUUUUGCCAAUGCUUGCAUUAUUCUGCACCUUGUUGGGGGAUAUCAGCUGGUAUGCCAAGUAAUCUUUGCACUCGUAGAAAAGUGGUUUGCUGCUGAGUACCCAAACAGCGCACUGAGGAAGAAUUUAGAUUUGAAGCUCCCAAUGUUUCCAAAAUUUGAGUUGAAUAUGUUUAGGUUUGUGUUCAGAACCGCAUUUGUGGUGACUGCAACUGGAAAUGCAAUGCUAUUCCCGUACUUCAAUCAAGUAUUGGGGGUCCUGGGAGCCUUGAACUUUUGGUCUCUUGGCAUAUACUUCCCCGUGGAAAUGUAUAUUGUGCAGAAAAAGAUUGGCGCUUGGACAAGAAAAUGGGUUCUUCUUGAAGUUUUUAGCCUCGUUUGCAUGGUUAUUUCGGUAGUGGCCUUGAUUGGGUCGGUCGAAGGACUGAUAAGGGCUAAAUUAAGCUGACAAAAAAUUUGCACCAAAGUGGUGAUGAAUUACUCAGAUUUCGUUAUAUGAACAAAUUCGUUAAUCACUCA